Messenger RNA from Toxotes jaculatrix (banded archerfish), 2246 nucleotides. Its product is annotated as protein FAM102A-like. The transcript has 12 exons. NCBI's taxonomy places the organism in Eukaryota, Metazoa, Chordata, Actinopteri, Toxotidae. The record is from RefSeq and is a predicted model, not a curated record. Bases 329 to 1480 code for a protein of 383 amino acids.
ACAACAGGAUGUUGCUUGACGUGCUCUCAGCUAGCUUGACGCAGCUUGCGCAAAGUUCCUCCUCUCGGUACCGAGAAGAAAAAGGGAUGAAGCGUCUUUUUUCUGUCAUUUUUACGUUGUCGGACGGCCGCUGACAAAACUCACAGGGCCCGAAAUGUCUCCAGAUUUCUGUGCUGAAUCAUCUGUGAAGAAGCGGAGUUCGCGUGAAAACACAAACUAAAAACACGAACGGGAGCCGCCGGGACGCUUCGUUUGCAUUAGCCAGUCUUUAGUAGUAAGUUUUCAGGUGCUUCGUUGUCUUCUGUCGUGUUUCUAUGUGAGUCCAGCCAUGGCCUUCUUCGUGAAAAAGAAGAAAUUCAAGUUCCAGACGCAUCUGACCCUGGAGGAGCUGACCGCUGUGCCUUUUGUCAACGGAGUGUUGUUCUGCAAGCUCCGGCUGCUGGAUGGAGAUUUUGUCGCUACUUCUUCCAGAGAGGAGGUUCAAGAAAACUGUGUUCGCUGGAGGAAGAGGUUCACGUUUGUGUCGAAAAUGAGCGCCAACCCCCACACCGGAGUCCUGGAUCCCUCUGUGUGCAGGGUGUCAGUCAGGAAGGAACUCAAAGGAGGAAAAACAUAUACGAAGCUGGGCUUCACCGACCUCAACAUGGCGGAGUUUGCUGGUUCUGGCUCCACGGUGCGCUGCUGUCUGCUGGAGGGAUAUGACACCAAGAACACGCGGCAGGACAACUCCAUACUGAAGGUGAUCAUUGGGAUGACCCUCCUGUCUGGAGAUCCGUGUUUUAAAACGCCUCCCAGCACAGCAAAGUCCAUCUCCAUCCCAGGACGAGAACACACCCUGCAGCUGGACUGUAAGGGGGAGGGAACAGCUGAGCCCGGGCCGGCUGGAGGGGUUUCUUUGGGCCGGAUCGCCAAACCUCGACCCUCCAUCAUCAGCUCAGGUCUCCUUGACGAAUCAGAAGUGAACCAGAACCAUCAAUCUGCUGAAGUCUUCCAGUCUGGUCACUCUCGUAACUCCAGCUACGCCAGCCAGCACAGCAAAAUCUCAGGCUACAGCACUGAGCACUCCUGCUCCUCCAGCCUGUCAGACCUCACACACCGAAGGAACACCUCGACAGGAAGCAGCACCUCUGGGGGCCUGGGCUUCACUGCUGACGCACCUGCAGAGGGCGACAAGGACGCCGGGCGUCCAGAAAGACCCCCUCGACCCCCGCGGCCUGUCUUACCCCCUAACAGGCUCCCCAGGAGGAAGCAGGACUCAGUGGAGAGUCACCCCUCCUGGGUGAACGACACUCGCAUGGACGCCGACGACAUUGUGGAGAAAAUUGUCCAAAGCCAAAACUUUGCAGAUAUCAACAACACUGAAGACAGUAACUUGCGUCUGUUCGUAAGCAGAGAUGGAACCACCGCGCUCAGCGGCAUCAGGCUCGGGAACAGGGUGUCUGCAGGCGGGUACGAGCCUGUGGUGAUAGAGAGCCAUUAAUCCGACCUGUGGAUCGUCUUGUCUUCUGUCUUGCCGGUUUUCCUGGAGCUUCAGCUGGUCUGACGCCGUGAGGGGAAAAACCUCGUCCGUUUGCACUUUAUGUGAAAUGUGUGGCUGUACUUGCCUCCACUCUGUUCAUCUGUGUUUGUGAUGCUGAGGGCGACUCGGAGUGAAAGCACCACUGCACAAAACGUCUCUCUGAGACGAUCUUGUGGUGCGUUACCUGCUUCUGUGCUGCAGACAAAGCUUUGGGAGGGGAUUUACAUUUAGAUUUCAGGAGAUCACACUACAAGAUAAAGAUACACACACCAUAAUCAUCCAUAUGUCCCAAGUUCAUAAUGAAAACGGAUGCUUCAUGCUAACACUGUGCUAACAACAAGCAAAAUCCAAAGUAGGAGGAAGGAAACGUUUAAAAUGACAAAUGGUUUUGCUUUACAGCUGCUUCAGGUUUUCAUUCUGGUAGGUUUGAAAUGACUGCAUGAAAUCUCUGCAUGCAGUAUGUAAUAUGUACUGUUUGUACUGUUUUUACAGUUAGUAUACAAAAUUACAGUUAAUAAUUUACAGUUUUGUUUUGUUUUUAUUUACUAAGAAAUAAUGCAAUUAUUAAUGCAAUUCAUAGAGCACAAAUCUGGUUAUUGACCUGCUGCUUGUAGUAACCAGGUCACUACAGUGCACGUAGACGUGCUCUCAAAUGCAUAUAACCAGAGUUCUCUGAGUAACCUGGUUUCUUACGUACAUGUACGGAAUGAACCUGCAACUCUCAAAU